Chelmon rostratus (copperband butterflyfish) is the source of this 1164-nucleotide messenger RNA. Its product is annotated as zona pellucida-like domain-containing protein 1. The record is from RefSeq and is a predicted model, not a curated record. NCBI's taxonomy places the organism in Eukaryota, Metazoa, Chordata, Actinopteri, Chaetodontiformes, Chaetodontidae. Gene Ontology annotation, cellular component: cell surface. The coding region runs from base 1 to 1164 and encodes 387 amino acids. The transcript has 9 exons.
AUGUCCACGCCAAGAAAGGAAAAAAUGAACCUUCUUAGCUUUCUCUUCCUGGCAUCCAUGGUGGCAAAGAGCGGUCAGCUGACCUGCCAGGGUGACCUUCGCCGUCCAGAAUACACUGACAUCUCAGUCGAAUGUGGCACGUCCUCGAUUAGCUUGGCUAUCCAAAUCUGCCCUGUCAUCUACACCGGCUACAAUGAGUCUCUGCUCAUCCUCAACCACAUGUUUGACAGGCCAGAUUGUAAAGGAACCUUGGACGAAUCCGCCACCCCGCCUGUUGUCAGGUUCACCUUCCCCAUCAACAUGACUAAUGCUUGUGGCAGCAGCUUCCUGACCACCAGUGCAGCUGGCACGGGGAUCUUUGCUGACUUCUCCAACAUCCAGACGGUUAAUGUCAGUGGUGUGGUGCGUUCACACGAUCCAACCACGGGAGUAGUCACCUAUAACGCUGAGCUCAAAUAUUAUUAUUCCUGUGCUUACCCUCUGGAGUAUCUCAUCAACAACACCCAGGUGGAAGUGUCAGCAUCUUCCAUUGCAGUGAGGGACAACAAUGGGAGCUUCAUCAGUACUUUGAGUAUGGAACUCUUCAGUGAUAUUAACUACACCACUCCUCUGGUCAUCCCGCGGCUGGGCUUAGAGCUGAGGACCAACGUUUAUGUCCAGGUCCAAGCAGCCAACCUGACUGAUCAGUACCACGUCCUCAUGGACCGAUGCUAUGCUUCCAUCUCUCCUUAUCCCACCAACUCCACCUUCUUCAACCUGUUUGUCUCGUGCUCCCGGGACCAGAUGACCACCAUGCAUGAGAACGGGGACAGUCACCACGCCCGCUUCUCCUUCUCUGCCUUCAGGUUCCUUGAACAGCAGAACCAGACGGUUUCCACCUACUACCUCCACUGUAUCACCAGACUCUGUGAAAUCAGCACCUGCAAUGACUUCAAGCAAUGUAACAGCAGGAGGAAAAGAGAUGUUGAUUCCACUGGUGUUUCUGAAGCCACCACUCUGUCCUCAGCAGUUCCCAUUGUCACCAGAAAUGAGAAUUCAGCGGCGUCCAGCAGUGACUCGGACUCCAGGAUGGGUCUCGGGAUAGCCGUGGGCGUCCUCACUCUGGCCGUCGUCGUGGUUCUGACUGCAGCAGUUGUCCUCUACAGAAGAGCCAGACACUGUUAA